This is a messenger RNA of Drosophila kikkawai, 1734 nucleotides long. It is a transcript of the gene Gs2, whose product is annotated as glutamine synthetase 2. The record is from RefSeq and is a predicted model, not a curated record. Lineage: Eukaryota; Metazoa; Arthropoda; Insecta; Diptera; Drosophilidae. Gene Ontology annotation, cellular component: cytoplasm. Gene Ontology annotation, molecular function: glutamine synthetase activity.
GGCUCCAGCUUAGUCGUGUUCCAGUAACGCUUCCCGCGCACACAAAAAAAAAAAAGAAAAUAUAUUAAUAAAUAAGCGAAAGGACCCAGCCGCUGUCCAAGCUUCUACUCUAUAUUUCAAACUAAAACCAACAGUUGCCAAACAAUCGAACAGUAUGUCCGCUAGGAUCCUGGAGGACUCGCCCAACGCGCGCAUCAACAAGACGAUCCUGGAUCGCUAUCUCUCCCUGCCCCUGCAGGAGAAUGUCGUCCAGGCUACCUACGUGUGGAUCGAUGGCACCGGCGAGGAUCUGCGCUGCAAGGAUCGAACCCUUGAUUUUAUCCCAUCGAGCCCCAAGGAGCUUCCUGUUUGGAACUAUGAUGGCAGCUCCUGCUACCAGGCCGAGGGCUCCAACUCGGACACCUACCUGUACCCGGUGGCCAUCUACAAGGACCCCUUCCGUCGCGGCAACAACAUCCUGGUGAUGUGCGAUACCUACAAGUUCGAUGGUACCCCCACCGAGACCAACAAGCGCAAGACCUGCUUGGAGGUGGCCAACAAGUGUCUGGAUGCGGAGCCCUGGUUCGGUAUUGAGCAGGAGUACACCUUCCUUGAUUUCGAUGGUCAUCCGCUGGGUUGGCCCAAGAACGGUUUCCCAGGACCCCAGGGACCCUACUAUUGCGGUGUUGGUGCCAACAAGGUUUAUGCCCGCGAUAUUGUGGAUGCCCACUACCGCGCCUGCCUCUACGCCGGUAUCAAGGUUUCCGGAACCAAUGCCGAGGUGAUGCCCGCCCAGUGGGAGUUCCAGGUGGGACCCUGCGUGGGAAUCUCCAUUGGCGAUGACCUCUGGAUGGCCCGAUUCCUGUUGCACCGCAUUUCCGAGGAGUUUGGCAUUGUGUCCACUCUGGACCCCAAGCCCAUGCCUGGUGACUGGAACGGCGCUGGUGCCCACACCAAUGUCUCCACGAAGGCGAUGCGCGAGGAUGGCGGCAUCCGGGAUAUUGAGAAGGCCGUAGCCAAGCUGUCCAAGUGCCACGAGCGCCACAUUCGCGCCUAUGAUCCCAAGCAGGGCCAGGACAAUGCCCGUCGUCUGACCGGCAAGCACGAGACGAGCUCGAUCAAUGACUUUAGCGCUGGAGUGGCCAAUCGUGGAUGCAGCAUACGUAUUCCCCGAGGUGUCAAUGAUGAUGGCAAGGGUUACUUCGAGGAUCGUCGGCCCAGCUCCAACUGUGACCCCUACUCCGUGGUGGAGGCCAUCUUGCGCACCAUUUGCCUGGACGAAUAAGCGGGAACCACUUCCGCUUCCGUUUGCGAAACAUUUGUUAUCGAUUUAUCGAUUGUUGUUAAAAAAAAACACACACACACCUUGAUCCAUUUGACCCGUCACUACUGAUUACCCGAACAUCGAACCCGAACAACACCCGAAGUUAUACGAAGCAUUACGUAGGCUUAGAUUUUAGGCGUACUCAAGUUUACCUAAUAACGUAUUUUCCCCCCAGAAAAGCCCGAAAAAUAGACACCAGAAUAAUUAACUAUUCUAAGGCAGCCCCUCCUCUUGCUGAUAUUUUUUAUAUUUGUUUUUUUUUUCAGCUGCUGUUAUUUAGGUUUUAGUGAGUUUUUUUUUUGUUUUUUUUUUCUACUGAUCUUAGCUGAUCAGGCAUAUGUUAGAAGAGCAAGAACCCAGAAAGACAUACCCCUACAAAAUAAAGAAAGCUCUAGUAUCAAAUCACUCCUCUAAGACACAGAAAACAAAUC